Molecule: messenger RNA, 2706 nt
Organism: Amphiprion ocellaris (clown anemonefish)
Lineage: Eukaryota; Metazoa; Chordata; Actinopteri; Pomacentridae
Gene: sypl2a
Product: synaptophysin-like 2a
Exons: 6
Coding region: 147-854 (235 amino acids)
Cellular component (GO): synaptic vesicle membrane; synaptic vesicle
Source: RefSeq, a predicted model, not a curated record
AGUCUUAUCGCUCCGACGCCUUCCACAGCCGUUGGAUCACAUGCUACUGCUCGACUGCAAACGGAGUAACUUUAUACCAGCUGAAGAGCCAAACCGAGAACAUUUGGAGUGAAAUACAAACUGCCUUGUAGCUCCUACACGUCCCGAUGGACACUGUUCAGAAAAUGACGUCUGGAUUUUCUCUAGACCUGGGACCUUUGAAAGAACCUCUUGGAUUUAUUCGUGUCCUAGAAUGGGUCUUCACCAUCUUUGCCUUUGCCACCACGGGAGGUUAUUCUGGGACAACCCACUUCACAGUCAAAUGUGCAGGAGGCAAGGACACAGAAGUACAGCCGGUGUUUGGCUACCCAUUCAGGUUGGGAGCUCAUCCAUAUACUAUGCCGUUAUGUAAUGGCAGUAAACCCAAUGACACGUUCCUGCAGGGCGACUUCUCCUCCUCAGCUGAGUUCUUUGUGUGUGUCGGUGUGUUUGGAUUCCUUUAUUGCACCGCCACACUAAUCCUCUAUCUGGGCUACCAGCACGUCUACCGUCAGACCCCCCGCGGCCCCAUCAUAGACCUUGUGGUGACUGCUGCCUUUGCCUUCCUGUGGCUUGUGUCCUCUUCAGCCUGGGGCAAAGGCCUGACUGAUGUCAAAUGGGCCACUAACCCCAACCACCUGGUGGAGCAAUGCCCUGAUGUUUGCCAUCCAGGAGAGUUUCCUUCCAUGGGCCGCCUUAAUGCCUCUGUGAUUUUUGGCUUUUUGAACUUGAUCCUGUGGGCAGGCAACUGCUGGUUUAUUUACAAGGAGACACCUUUCCACAAGGAUCCCAACCCACCGGCCUCCACGGAGGAAGGCACUGCCUCUGGGCCCUAACUGCAUCAUUGAGGGUCCUCAAACAUAGCCACUUACCCACAGAGAAAACCCACAGAGCUUUAUGCCCCACAAUGGCCUCUCAUGUUAACCUGCAAAAAUGGAAACAAAAGGUUGUCAGCUGUCAUAAAUAUUCCCCUUAAGCAUCUAACAUUUGUCUUUAGCCCAACACUAGCCUGUAGCUUAAGGUCAUCAUUUAGGGACGUCUACCACUUUCUUUAAUCGACUGUUCUCCAAGAGCUCUAAAAACACUAAGUGUGAACACAAACUGAAAUACUUUUACUCUAUGUACAACAAGAGCUGUAGAGAAUGUACCCUGGGUUUAAACCUAAAAUUGUUAAAUGUGACGGUCAGAGCAGCAGUGCACUUGCUUCCUUAUUAACAAACUGUUCUCCCUUGAUGUCUGCCCAUCAGGGAGCCACCUAGCAAUGAAAUUGUGCUGUAAGAAACCAGAAUCACUGCUGGUCUCCAGCCAAGGAAACUGGCAAAAGACUAAGUGACAUUAACGAACCUUCACAUCAAGUAAAAGCAAGUAUUGUCAUAAGGAACAUUCAAGAGCAAACGUACAGGUGGGAGAAAAUGCACACACUUUUAAGUAGAAUCCUGCUCUUUUUUCAUGAUAGUCUAAACAGGCCAUGGAUGAGUCAGAGCCUCUUACGAUAUUAAAAGCUCUUUUUCCUCCAACUUACGGAAGAGCCGAUAUCCUAACGAGAAGACUUUCCCUGAACUCCACCUCUGAGGCACCAGACUCCCCAUCACUGUUCUAAUCUGCUGACAGAGACACACAUCACUACAUGGCCAUUACAAUUUCAACACACUUUGAUUUUGUUAUUGCAAAAAGAUGACACACUGUAAAAGAAAAACCACACUACUGCACUUCUCUGUAUUAAGAUGGCCAAGCAGUCUAUUAUAACGAACGUAAAUUUUUGAUAGAGGCUUCAGGUUGUAAAUGCAUAUUGACUGUUUUCAGUCCGUGUCUAGGACAGGGCAGGCUCUUUACAGAUUUACUCCAGUCGCUGUUUUACAUGAACACACAGGUGAGGGGACUGAUAUCAGGCCAAACUAUUUAGUUAUUGUUUUAUCAAAAAACUGCUUUAAGAAUACUCAGUAACACUAAGACUCAUCUUUAUGGGAACUACUUUUUGCAAAAGGUGUCUUACAGUGACAUUAUUUAUACACACUUCACAUGUAUUUUUAUUUCAUGAAUUGGUCCGUUUUGUAUUUAAACACUAAACGUGGGUUUCUGUUGAUCCCAAUGGAAAGGUUUGUGUGCAGCUUCUCUUUUUUUGCAGCAGAAAAUACCUAUUUAGUUGAUUGUAAUGCUGAGUGGCUUUAGCUUUAGACUUGAUGUUAUUAUGAUAAAUUGUUUCAAGUAACAGAAGAGACAAAGUGUAUCCUCCAGACUGAUUACUGUAUUACUCCAUUCUGCUCUACAUGUACAGUGAGUGCCAUACAUUAAUUGUUUAUAUUGAACUCUUGCAGUUGUUCAGAUUCACUCUUGAUGACUUUUUGUCAACACACUGACUAUUAGCGUUGCACACAAAGGAAUUUUUUAUCUCUACAAAGUAACUGCAUUAAUAGAUUGUUGGGUCAUUGCCUCUGUAGGGAAUAUAUGAGGGUCUGUUUGAGUCAUUAGUAAGUAAUAUAUUUUGAACACAUCAUAUUGAAAGUAGACAUACAUUCAGUGUGAUCAGUUUUAAAAGAUACAUCUUGAAGAGUACAUUGGUAUGUAGAAUCCUUCUGUAAUGGUUUGUUGACAUUGGACUUGAUGUAUUUUAUGCCUUGUUUGAGCAAAAAGAAACAAUGAUUUAUCUGUAUUGUUAUUUGUAAAACAUGAGAGCUGCAACUGCUGCAA